Messenger RNA from Chinchilla lanigera (long-tailed chinchilla), 945 nucleotides. Its product is annotated as olfactory receptor 8B8-like. Lineage: Eukaryota; Metazoa; Chordata; Mammalia; Rodentia; Chinchillidae. The record is from RefSeq and is a predicted model, not a curated record. Gene Ontology annotation, molecular function: olfactory receptor activity; odorant binding; G protein-coupled receptor activity. The transcript is spliced from 2 exons. Gene Ontology annotation, biological process: G protein-coupled receptor signaling pathway; sensory perception of smell. The coding region runs from base 1 to 945 and encodes 314 amino acids. Gene Ontology annotation, cellular component: membrane.
AUGCAAGUUAGAAUGGCUCUUGAAAAUGGCUCUUUUGUGACUGAAUUCAUCCUGGUGGGGCUAACAGACCGGCCAGACCUCCAACUCCCUCUGUUCUUCCUGUUUUUCCUAAUCUAUAUGAUCACAAUUUUGGGAAAUUUGGGACUGGUAACUCUAAUUAGGCUGAAUUCACAGCUUCACACUCCCAUGUACUUUUUCCUCUUCAACUUGUCCUUCAUUGACCUCUGUUAUUCUUCUGUGUUUACACCCAAAAUGCUCAUGAACUUCAUAUUAAAGAAGAAUAUUAUCUCUUAUAUGGGGUGCAUGGCGCAGCUCUAUUUUUACUCCUUUUUUGUUAUUUCUGAGUGCUACGUAUUGAUGGUAAUGGCCUACGAUCGCUAUGUGGCCAUCUGUAAGCCACUUCUGUAUAACGCUGCCAUGUCCACUAAAGUGUGCUGCAGCCUAAUGCUUGGUUCAUACCUGAUGGCAUUUUCUGGUGCCAUGGCCCACACAGGAUGCAUGCUGAGACUGACCUUCUGUGACACAAACACCAUCAACCACUAUUUCUGCGACAUUCUCCCUGUGAUGCAGCUCUCCUGCACCAGCACCUAUGUCAAUGAAAUGGAGGUUUUCAUUGUGGUGGGGAUCAACAUCAUUGUGCCCAGUGUCACCAUCUUCCUGUCAUAUGGUUUCAUUGUCUUCACUGUCUUCCACAUCAGCUCCUCGGAGGGCAGGCUCAAAGCCUUCAGCACCUGCAGUUCUCACAUAGUUGCUGUUUCUCUCUUCUUUGGAUCAGGUGCAUUCAUGUAUCUUAAGCCAUCCUCUGCUGGAUCUAUGGAUGAGGAAAAAGUCUCCUCUGUCUUUUACACCAUUGUGGUUCCCAUGAUGAAUCCUUUAAUCUAUAGCUUGAGGAACAAAGAUGUGAAACUGGCACUGAGAAAAUCCUUGAACAGGAGAAACUUUUGA